Molecule: messenger RNA, 1287 nt
Organism: Parnassius apollo (apollo)
Lineage: Eukaryota; Metazoa; Arthropoda; Insecta; Lepidoptera; Papilionidae
Source: the annotation of a GenBank genome assembly
AUGGCAUCGUUGCAGAGGCGGAGUGAACAGUGGGGGACGCUGGCGACCGCGGCCAGCGAUGGUAUGGACUUUGUACUGGGUAAUGAAACCACCGAGGGGUGGAACACGUCCGAGGAGAGGGCGAGUCAGGAACGCCAGGAUCUGUACAACUUUUGGGCGUGGAGCAUCGUCGAUGGCGCGCUGAUGCUGCUCAUCGUUAGCGGGAACACGCUCACAAUCCUCGCCGUCACCCUCAGCCGCCGGCUCUCGUCGCUUGUAUCUAACCAGUUCGUGCUAAACCUGGCAAUAUCCGACCUGAUGGUGGGCCUCACUUUACCCUACCACCUCGUUUUCUACCUGGACGAUGACUUCGGCAAGGUCAAAUGGUCGUGUCUAAUGAGGUUCAUACUCAUAAUACUCGCGUGUCUCGCCUCUAUUUACAACAUCAUAGCAAUCGCGGUUGACAGAUACAUAGCAAUAGUCCAUCCGCUACACUACAGCCGGUACAUGACCAAGCUGAUUACUCGACUGCUGAUGAGCACCACCUGGUCCGUAGCCAUGUGCAUAAGCUGUAUACCUAUGUUCUGGAAUGACUGGCGCGAAGGAAUCGCUUGUGAAAUGAAUCUGGUGGUUCCGAAGUCGUACACGACGAGCAUCCUGGCGCCGAUGUUCUCGUUGGUAUGGAUGGUGAUGUUCAUACUGUACUGGAGAAUAUGGCGGGAGGCUACGUGCCACGCGCGCCGCCUGCGCGCCAACACCUGCUGCCCCUCGGGCGCCAACGAUUGGAAGAGCAUUCAAGUGGUGCUUCUAGUUCUCGGUUCCUUUUCCAUAUGCUGGAUGCCGUUUGUGGUCGUGGCAUGCGCUCAAACGUUGCCGAUUAUUCCACUGCACAAUCCGAUAGUGUACCGGCUAACUUCAUCGCUCGCCAUGUCUAACUCAGGUGCGAACCCGCUCAUAUACGCGUGGAAAAACGCAGGCUUUAGAGCGGCUUUCUCCAAGUUACUUCGAUGCAAGCGUCCAGACUCGUCGGAAUACAGAGGUUCACCCGCUCCAGAGAGGAAGAGAGGAUCGGUAGCACUUCGAGAAGGUUCCAUAACGCGAUCCAGCGCACCAGCUGCGCUGUCCAGCCUCGGAGGCCGGCCGGCCAGACUACUCUGUGUAGAAAGGGAACCAGACACAGCUAGAUGCCGUAUCAUUGAGAAUGCAGGCUACGUAGACUCGGACAGGGGAGAUACGAACCCUUCCUACGCGCCUGACGGCCCAACCCCUGUGCACAGGCCGUCCAAUCAGCCCGCCGAUGUAGUGUAG